AUGGGCUGGUGGAAAGCAGACCCUACACCGGAACCUCCUCAACUUCCACAAUCACUCUCACACUCACAAUCACAACAAACUGCCGCCCUCAUCCCGCCGCAUCCCAUCCCCGCGCACCCCAGUACAAGUACAGGUACAAGCACAAGCACAGACCCAGCCGCAGCUUCCGCCUGCCCAAUCGACCCCAGUACGCGAGCAAUAUGGCUCCAGCAAGCCCAGAAAGUGCAACAGCAACAGGCAAAGAGAUCGCCAUCGUCAUCGCCCUCGCCAGGACAAAUACCAGGCCAGCCUGACCUCCCAGCCCGAACCUCACCACCGUCGCCACCACCGGCACCAUCGCCUUCCCCUUCCCUCCGCGAUAUCACCACGACCAGCGCAUCAGUCGAAUGCUCCUCCGACCGAAUCGACCAAUACCCCACUGCCGCCUCCCAGUCCGCGUCAGCAUACAGCCCCUCCCGCCCCCUCUCUCACGACCGCGUCGUCUCCUCCAUCCCACGAGCCACAACAACGGGGACCUUCACCACGCCCGCAAACUCCGAGACCGAAACAGGCCCUCACCCGUCCGGCAACUGGAUCUACCCGUCCGAAUCGCAAUUCUUCCACGCGGUGAUGCGCAAGCAAACUCUAUCGACCUCGUCCCCGGAAACCCUCGCCUCGAGUAUAAGCAGCAUCAUCCCGAUCCACAACGCGGUCAACGAGCGCGCGUGGACACUCAUCAAGGAAUGGGAGGUGCCGGCCACGGAGGCCACGCGGACCAAAUCGUGCGCGGGUCCCAAAUUGCUGAAAUUUCAAGGGUUGGGCGCUGGGCCGCAGAGUCCCAAAGCCCGGAUCUUGGGGUUGUGCGGGUACACGGCGCCGUUUGACAGGCAUGAUUGGACGGUGGAGCGGUGUGAUGGCCGCAGGGUCGAGUAUGUGAUUGACUUUUAUCAGGGGAAGGCGCAGGCGUCGGAGGGGAGGAGUAGUAAUAAUAAUUUGAAUUUCUAUCUCGAUGUGAGGCCCAAGUUGAACACGGUGGAGGGGUGGAGGAUGAGGGCCGAGAAGGUUGUGGGGUGGCGGUGA
Cladophialophora yegresii CBS 114405 is the source of this 1059-nucleotide messenger RNA. Its product is annotated as cytochrome c heme-lyase. NCBI's taxonomy places the organism in Eukaryota, Fungi, Ascomycota, Eurotiomycetes, Chaetothyriales, Herpotrichiellaceae. The record is from RefSeq and is a predicted model, not a curated record. Gene Ontology annotation, biological process: cytochrome c-heme linkage. The coding region runs from base 1 to 1059 and encodes 352 amino acids. The transcript has a single exon. Gene Ontology annotation, molecular function: holocytochrome-c synthase activity. Gene Ontology annotation, cellular component: mitochondrion.